Molecule: messenger RNA, 672 nt
Organism: Oikopleura dioica
Lineage: Eukaryota; Metazoa; Chordata; Appendicularia; Copelata; Oikopleuridae
Source: the annotation of a GenBank genome assembly
AUGCGAAAAUGCAUCGUUUUAAACCCGGAAUCAGAAGAACUAGCGCGCGUUCGCCGAGUUUUACAUAUGGAAUCUCGCAUUCCGUCGAUUAUCGAUCACGGGCAAGUGGAUAUUGACUUGCUUUAUAGCGAUUUGGGCUUGCGAAUUCAAACACUCUAUCCGGAACUUACUCUUGUCACAAGAAACAUCAAUUCGGCAUUUUUUCGCAGUGGCAGAACCGAAGUUCUUAACUCAGAAAUCGGAGAUCCAAAAAGACAGGUGGUUGAAAUUAAAGACGAGGUGCAGCGAAUUCUACUUUCAAAGAUAAAAGAAAUAUCUUCAGACUUUGAGUCUAUUGCGGAAGCUAUCGAUGAACUCGCGUUGUAUCUUCACAUUUCGGCUACAAUCGUUGAGCUGAAACUCAAGAAGCCAACAGUGUUCGAGAGCGAAGAAGCUGUAAUCAAAGGCAAAGGCAUUUGGAACAUGGUGAAAGCAGUGUCACAUCCUAUGUGGCGGCCGCAAUCGUUCGCCACGACAAGCAAGUUCAGAAAGACGAUUCUUGUUUACGGCGAAAAGUACUCUGGCAAGACGGAUCUAAUCACUUCCGUAGCAACAUGCGUCUAUCUGGCGCAGUUGGGCUUAUUCGUCCCCGCAGGAAUGGUUCAUAAAUAUAAUUCAACGAAGAAUUUGUAG